GCAACCAGCGUGGUGAAGGCCGACAAAAAAUCGCGGAAACGCACUCCGUCAUUGCCCCGCCACGCCCGCCACACUUCGCGGGGCUUGACUCAACCCCAAAUUCCCCAUCAUGAACACCAAUUUCACAUGUGAUUCUGGCGAGCCAAUGUUGCCAACUCUACACCAUGGAUGCACUCGCGUACCAGUGACAGCACUGGCCUCUUGCGGCGCUCUGUUGAUCGCUGGAGAAGGCCCCUUUUUACGCUUCCAUCAUGCCAGGGACUCGCGGUACAUUUCUUCGGAGCGCGUCUUCAAAGCUCAAGCAAUCCAUGGAAUACGCGUCUUUUCUGAAGAGCGUGCUCAUGUUAUCAAACUAGUCAUCUGGGGUGGAAGGCUGGUCCGCGCCCUCGAGAUUGACUUUGCAGGUCAAGUUGGCCAAGAAGGCCUGAGCCUAUGUUUCUCCAACGUCGCGAAGGCUUCAGAUUGGAUUCUUGAUCUCGCUCCUCGGCCCAAAGGCCUGGAUAACGAUGCUCAAUACCACAAAGGAUCCUGCAUUGCUGUCACUGCUCAUAACGCACUGCUACACGUGGAGAUUGAACAAAGGACGUCGGACGACAUCCACAUGACUAAUCAUAUCGAUGUAGCUGUAUCUGAUCUUACUUCAAGUUCUCGAUCGAUCCUCUACUCCGCUCACCUGUUCUGGGAGGAUCUAAACCGGGUUCUCGUUGCUGCUGGUACAGCAUUCGGCGAAAUUAUAUACUGGUCAUGGUGUGACAAUAGCGGCGGUGGAUCGGCCUCCCGUAUCCAUCGCGUCUUUUUGGGUCACGAGGGCUCAAUUUUUGGGGUCCAGAUUUCGGAAGAGCUACCGACCGAAUGUUGUCAAAGACUGAGGCGGGUAGUAGCAAGCUGCAGCGAUGACCGCACAAUCCGAAUAUGGGACGUCUCAGAUGUGAGCACUAGUGCCACUACCUCGCAAGCUCACAGUAAUGACUUGGAGGUUCUGAGAACUCGUCAUACCGGCUUCACUAACGAAGCUUUCGACUCGGAUGAGUUUAAUAGCUCGAGCUGUCUCGCCAUCGGGUGGGGUCAUCUUUCACGCGUUUGGACGGUCCGCUUUCUCGAAGCAUCGCCAUGCAAUGGAUCGUUGUUACUCCAGUCUGCCGGUGAAGAUGCAACUGCAAGGACGUGGGAACUUACGCCAAACCCUGGAGGUAGCGCGAGCUUUCCUUACAGGUUGCUAGAACUUGACUGCGCCGCGCAUCAUAGUGGAAAGAACAUGUGGUCGACUGUUGUUUCCAAUGACUCAGCAGGAAUACAGCAGGUUAUUGCUGGUGGCGCUGAUAGUAAAGUCACCGCUACCCCGUUGUUCCGCGUUCUGCAGGCAGAGAAGAACUUACGUGGUGCGAUCGCUGAGUAUACCGUAAACGACAUACUGUCAUGGGCGCAAGUGGCCGAACCUGAUCAAAACAGGGCUGAACCUGUGGACCGCCCAAAGUCUUCAAGGAAAGCAGAGUUCUUCAGGAGCUAUUGCUUUGUCGAUGAGACCUCAUUUUUGCUUACUACUAACUCUGGAAACGUACUUAUCGGCGCCAUUUCGUCCAAGACAGCCCCCGGUCAGUCAAGCCUCCUCGCCAACUCAACGUUACUCGAUCAACUGAAAGAUCUUUCUGGUUAUUCUGUCUGCACGAGUGGUUCCUGUCCUGGUUUCGCUUACAUCGCUGGUAACAGCGGCAACAUCUACGUGUAUAGUAAGGAGUCAAAGACCUUGGCAAACUUGCAUGCCAUUGGUAGCAAAAUCGGGGAUAUUUUCGCUACGGAGGUAUCAGACACGGAUGGUCCAAAUACGACGGUGUUACUUGUGACCCUUGUUGGUCAAGGUGAAGCGCAAUUGUUAUACGUGGACCCUGAUAGCAACACGAACAUUAUAAGAGUUGUGCAGAUACCCAUGGCGGAAUCUUCGACCGGCUCGGUUAUCACGAGUAUGACUUAUGCAAGAAUACCCAGCAGAGACUUUGUCAUCGUUGGGUUCCGUCGGGGUUCGAUCGCACUGUAUGAAAUCCGUAAAGAUGAGGGAGGCACUGACGUUGCUACCUUGCUCCGGACCAUCGAGAAAGCACACGGUGCGGAAGCAGUCACUUCUCUUACAUGGUGUCCAUUAUCUGGAGGCUCCGUGGGCUCCGUACACGGCCACCUGUUCUCCGUAGGAAGAGAUGGGCGUCUCAGCGUACACCAAUUCGAUGCAUCUGCAAACGUUGUCGAGUUGGUGCAUGAUCUUGCGCUACCAUUUGGACCAAACAUUGAAGGUUUAUACUUCCAGGACGAUCAUCUCUUCAUACACGGCUUCUCAAGCAAAAAAUGGUAUCUCUAUAAUGUCACUGAUGAAGAGGAAGUCAUGAGUAUCGAUACCGGAGGAGCGCAUAGAAGUUGGGCCUUCCGGCCACACUCGUCGCUAGGAGGUACCCUAGUGUGGACUCGAGCCUCUAGUAUGCAUAUAUGCAGUCAGAACGGAUCAAAUCAUACUGUCGUUCGACGAGGUGGUCAUGGACGCGAGAUCAAGGCGGUCGCAGUUUCAUCGGAGAUGAACGGUAGAUCUCACCCACUCAUCGCCACAGGCGCUGAGGAUACUGAUAUUAAGAUAUUCCACCAUAUUGAGGAUGAUCUGAUAUGCCAAAGAACUAUUCGCAAGCACACCACAGGGAUCCAGCAUCUGCAAUGGUCGCAGAACGGUGACUAUCUGUUCAGCAGUGGGGGCUGUGAAGAAUUCUAUAUUUGGCGGAUUCGGGACUUACCCACAUCCGCCCUUGACAUCGGAGUCGUGUGCGAACAUGUGUACACGCCAGAAAGUGAGCAUGCAGAUUUGAGACUCAUGUCUUUCGAUGCGACCAUAUCGGGAUUCGCACAUAUUAUCACGAUGGUGUUCUCAGAUUCCAGCAUCAAGGUCUAUCGUUAUGAUCCUGCCGCUGCUGUCACAUGGCAACCUCUUGGAAAGGGUCUUUACUUUACAUCCUGUUUGACACAGUGCAUGUUCCUCUCUAGAGAAAAGGUCUUGACAGCUGGUACCGAUGGCCAUACCGUAGUAUGGCCGCUAAUGGCAGAAACCGAACCAUCGGUUGGGGAAUCCACUAGGUCAAAUGUUCAAUUGACAUGGCACCAUCCGGCAAGGAUACAUCAAAACUCAUCGAAAGCUAUGACAUUUUGCCCCAUCGAUGCGGAUACAUGGCUCAUCGUAUCCGGUGGUGACGAUGGCAGUCUGGCGUGUAUACUCGCACGGUCUACGUCUUCGCAUUCAUCGACUUCGCCUGCGACAGCCUAUGCUUCGUCACCAAUCCUCUUCAAUCGCGCACAUGGCUCUGCUGUAACGUCAUGCGCUCUCUUCAGACACAAAUCACGCAUCUUUCUUGUCACAUCAGGCAACGACGAGUGGAUUAGACUGUGGCAGAUUGUACUGCGGAAGACUAACUAUGAAGCUGGAUCUGAAACUGCAGCAGAGCAUGAAGGUGCUCUGAUGGUCCAGAGAUUGAAUAGAAUCAAGACCAAUGUUGCAGAUGCGUCUAGUAUGGCGGUGCUUGAUGAAGGCAAUGGUGGUGGCGAUGCGAGGGUGCUGGUCUGUGGCGUCGGCAUGGAAGUCAUACGUAUAGCUUUGGAUGGGUGAUGCACAAUCGAUAGGCAUGAUCAUUA
Alternaria rosae is the source of this 3657-nucleotide messenger RNA. RefSeq names its product WD40-repeat-containing domain protein. Gene Ontology annotation, biological process: tRNA methylation. Gene Ontology annotation, cellular component: cytoplasm. Lineage: Eukaryota; Fungi; Ascomycota; Dothideomycetes; Pleosporales; Pleosporaceae. Gene Ontology annotation, molecular function: protein binding. The record is from RefSeq and is a predicted model, not a curated record. Bases 110 to 3631 code for a protein of 1173 amino acids. The transcript is spliced from 5 exons.